Molecule: messenger RNA, 2677 nt
Organism: Filobasidium floriforme
Lineage: Eukaryota; Fungi; Basidiomycota; Tremellomycetes; Filobasidiales; Filobasidiaceae
Exons: 16
Coding region: 397-2481 (694 amino acids)
Biological process (GO): proteolysis
Cellular component (GO): membrane
Molecular function (GO): serine-type endopeptidase activity
Source: RefSeq, a predicted model, not a curated record
AUUUGAUCGAGAUUUGUCGAAGAACGACAACGAGCAUCAUCCCACCCAAAGACAACCAUGUGAUCAAGGACAAGGAGAUGCCUUCAGCAGUGCGCAGUGCUGUCUUCGGCCGCAGUUCAUUGCCACUCGAAGAUUGAAAGGAAUACUCGAAUCUUGACGUCAACAGGCGACAGGCCGUCAUCAUCAAUCUCCGCCUGUCUCGCUUGGCAUCACAAGAGUCGAUCACUGCUCUGGCUCGAGAACCAACGAAAAAGUUUUGAGAGCCUGAUCAUCUACUUUUCUCGAUUCUUGAUGCCAGUCAGCUUUCAACGAUAACGACCUCCAUUCUGUGCGACGAAGCACACCUCACGAGAAAUAGUACGAGAUAACAAACUCUGAACCUUCGUUCGAUCAGUGAUGCCGCUCUCGGGACCACGACCUCUUUCAGACGUCCCGGAACCUGCUGGUCAUCAAACCAGGCAGUCAACUCAUACGGCCGAGGAACGUGGAGGUCCUUUACCUUCAGAUCAACCAGAGUUCAUCCCCCUGACCACCACAACAUCGACUCCGACUAUACGCACCGUUAGCACCGUUCCGACCUCCAACUCUGAUCUUACCUGUUCCAAGCACACAAGUACCUCCCGUACAUCCCUUCCUUUCCCGGAAAACGAACCGACCACAGGCUACCUCGAUCCAUACAUCUAUACACCGGCAGCCGCACCUUCUUCUUACAACGGAUAUGCAUUGGGUCCUAAGAGGAACCAGAGCGUCGGGUCACGGUCGCUAGCUCCGAGCGAUAGUGCGAGCAACUUCGAUUUUGGGCCGGAUGCAGACGAUCGGGGUAGGGAUGAACUGAGUGGUGACGCUAUAGGACAAGCGGGGCUAGGCAGGCAGAAGAGCACGUUAAGACCGUUGGAUGAAGAGGGGGAAGAUGUCACGCAGUCCGAUGUUCGAGGUUAUGGACAAGGACAAGGAUAUGGAUAUGGUUACAGAUAUCAGGAUGGACAAGAUGAGCAAGGUCGAUCGCCCUACACCACCAACAAGGCGGCAACGGGUUAUGCCUAUCCACCGGGUCCUUAUCCAUUCGGAGCUCAAGCUCGCUCUCAAGCUCUUCCUCCUCUGCCUCAACAGGAACGUCAUUCGUACUCGGGCUUGGAGGCUGGUCGUCCCGUCUCGGCCGCAGGACUCUCGGGGUUGUCGUAUGUAGACGAGGAAGGGGGGUACUAUCGUUCUGGUUCUGGUUCAGGGUCUGGCUCGAAGAAUAACGUGGGAGGUUUCGGAGGUCGGCAGGGGGAGAAGCAUGGAGGAGAGGAAGAAGGAGAGAGUUUGGUUGGAGGUGCGGCUUUUCCGGCUGGGUCGCCGUUCUUGGAAACUCAUGCGCACAACCACAAGCACGAUCCCACCUCUUCGUCUUACCCACCUUCGAUCGACUCGCGGCUCGAUGACUCGGUCCCGGGAUCGCCCAAGUGGUACGAACAGCUCCUGGGGAUCGGUCAAGGGAAAUAUCCUAUCGAACAACAAAUCGAGAAUAAACGACGGGGGUUGGGCAGGCAGAGAUGGCCGUACGCCUGCUGGGUGUUGACUUUGGCGAUGUGUGGGGUGAUGGUCUGGGAGAUGAUCAGUCAGAACCAUGCUCAGGGGACGCCAAUCGCCAUCAAACCGAAUUUCAACUAUAUGAUAGGACCGAGUUCGGGAGUGCUGAUCAGCGACGGAGCGAGGUUUGUGCCAUGUAUCAAACGGGUCCCGGAUCUGCCACCGUCGUUCCCAUUGGCUUGCCUUAACGAUACUAACAACCCUCCCCAAUCGUCCUGCUCGCUCGGCUCGAUCUGCGGGUUCGGCGGCAUCAAGGACGACGAGACUCCGAAUCAGUGGUUCCGAUUCAUCCUCCCGAUCUUUCUGCACGUGGGGAUCGUCCACCUACUGCUCAACAUGCUGGCUCAGCUCACCAUUGGAGCUCAAGUGGAAAGAGAGAUGGGGACGGUCGCCUUCGUGAUCACGUACUUUGCGGGCGGAAUCUACGGUUUCAUAUUGGGUGGAAGUUUCUCUCGUACCGGCAUCCCGAGCGCCGGUGCUUCGGGAGCCUUGUUCGCUUGCAGUGCCGUCAUGGUUGUCGACCUAGCUCUGCAUUGGAGUUACGAGGAUCGACCCGGACUGAAGGCUUUCUUCUUGUUCUUGGAAUUUGGCGUCGGAAUAGCCAUCGGUUACAUUCCUUUCGCCGUCGACGGAAUGGCUCAUCUUGGAGGAUACGCGAUGGGCCUUUUGUGCGGGAUGAUCUUGAUGCCGGCAAUACUUCCGACGAAGAGGAAGGCUGUCAUAGUCUGGGUACUGCGUGCGAUUGCGCUUGUUCUCGUUAUCGCUGGAUUCGUCUUGACGAUCAAGAACUUCUAUACCGAUGAUCCAAACGCCGCUUGCCAAUGGUGCAAGUACCUGUCUUGCAUUCCUACGAAAUCCAACGACCACUGCUCGGGGACGGUAAGUUGUCUUCCUGAUAUUGAUCCGUAAAAGCAAGCUGAGGCGAAGAUCGAGCAGGGACUCGUCAUGCCCGACACAUCUUCGGGGCUGAUUACGCAACGCUCUCUCGAACUCUGAUGAUGUAUCAGGGAAUGGAUACACAGUUCGCGAUAUCAACUGUAUCAUCGUAAUGAUUAUCCCUUCAAUGUAGCUUGUGACAACAUACAUACCCCGAAUACGCCCACGA